AUGCCUAAGUUUGUGCAAUUCAAUCCUCGGGAAGAAACCAUAGAUGACUACAUCGAACGGUUCGAAAUAUUCCUCAAAGUCAACACUGUGAAGGCUGAAAGCAAGGUAGACAACCUUUUACAUUACAUCUGGAAGGAAGCGUACGAUACGCUUAAGAAUAUUCUGCAGCCCAGUCUACCGCAAGCGAAAACUUACGACGAGCUCGCCAAGGAAUUGAAGCGUCAUUGUGCACCAUCAAGACUGAUUACAGCGGCGCGUACGAAGUUCCAUCUUCGUCAGCAACAGGACGGCGAGUCCAUCACGGAUUUUGUGGUGGCCAUCAAGGAACUUUCGCAGACGUGCUGUUUCGAAGCAUUCCUGAAUGAGGCUUUGCGGUACCGCCUCCUUGCAGAGUGCAGGAACCCUGAAAUUCAACGAAGCCUACUUGAAUUGGACAACGAGGGAUUCGACGAAGUGAAUAAGAACGCGUUGGCUAAGGAACUGUCCAUGCAAGAAACACGUGGAAUGCAGCAGCAGCCAAGGGAACAUUACAGUGCGGACGUCCAUGCCGUGCAACGACGGAACACACAACAGCAAAGUGUACCGGAUGAGACAGUGGAAGGCCUGAAACUUGCGUUUCCUUCUGUGUUUCAUUCCGGGACUGGAACGAUAAAAGAUUAUGAAGCAACGCUCAUAGUGAAGCCCAGUUGUCAACCAGUUUUUCCAUGA
This is a messenger RNA of Ornithodoros turicata, 708 nucleotides long. RefSeq lists its product as uncharacterized. Lineage: Eukaryota; Metazoa; Arthropoda; Arachnida; Ixodida; Argasidae. The record is from RefSeq and is a predicted model, not a curated record. The transcript has 2 exons. The coding region runs from base 1 to 708 and encodes 235 amino acids.